This is a messenger RNA of Adineta steineri, 978 nucleotides long. The record is from the annotation of a GenBank genome assembly. Lineage: Eukaryota; Metazoa; Rotifera; Eurotatoria; Adinetida; Adinetidae.
AUGGCUCAGUCUAACCGCAUUCCAUCUGAACGUUUUUUGGACGCCACUUCUGAACCACAACGACGCCUUACACCUAUACACGGUUAUGAACUGAAACCACUUGUCCCACUCGAAGAAGCUGUACGACCUUUAGAAUCUUUAAUUACCAACAUUCAAGGAUCUGUUUGGACAGCAAUCGGUAACUGUGAACAACCAAAAGAUGGUCUGACACCCAAUGAAUCUGCUGCUAUCUACCUCUACACGAUGGAAUGUAUGUAUCGUCAACUGAACACUGCUCUACGAAAUGAAAAUCGAGAUCAGCUCGUACCGUACUUUUCGUAUCUAAAAUUAUUUCUCACAGCCUUGUGGAAGUUAAAUGAUUUUCAUGAUCUCGUAUACAGAGGUGUAAAGAGAAAUAUUAGUGAUGAUUUUCCAAAGGGAAAGAAAUUUGCAUGGUGGGGACUUUCGUCAACGACAACAUCGUUAGAUGUUUUACAGGCAGAUACAUUUCUUGGAGAAAACGGCCCACGAACUCUGUUUAAUAUUCAAUGUUUCAACGGGAAAAUGAUUCAAAAUCAUUCACAAUUUCCUACGGAAAAUGAAGUACUUCUGUUACCAUGCAGUUACUUUGAAGUCAUGGGUAAUAUGAAACAGGGUGCAGAUUUACGUAUUAUUCAUUUGAAACAAAUUGAACCGCCUGUUGUUUUAAUUCAACCUCCAUCUCCUUCGAUGGUGCAUCACAAAGUGUCUACUUCAACUAACAAACAAUCUGAUACAUUAGAGCAUUUACAAAAUUUAGCUCAACAGAACGACGAUCAUCUAGUGUGUGGUGGUCGUCGUUGUGAGAAAUGUCAUGGCUGUCGUGACUGGAAAAAUACAACUAGUGGCACCUGCAAAUAUGUCUGUCGUGGUGGUAUUCGUGGUUUUUUCGGUGCAGACCCACUGCAUGGUUAUAAUAAUAAUAUUCCAAGAUGCUUUUGCAAUCAUAAUAAGAAAUAA